CGCGAUGGUUCUUUCCAGUGAUGGUGGCUGCUGCAUGGUGAAGGAGAAUCCAACGUGGAUAAACAACACACACAGUUUGUGGAUUUAAACGAUUUUUCCGCCGUAACAGCUUCUCGUAAAUACAUUUUUGUGGAGAUUUGAACCGGAUCCGUCGAAGAAACCCGUCAGAAAGUCCGUAAACAAGAUGCCUCAUCGAAAGAAGAAAUCGUUCAUUGAGAAGAAGAAGGCUGUGACCUUCCACCUCGUCCACAGAAGUCAGAGGGACCCGCUGGCUGCAGAUGAGAAAGCCCCGCAGCACGUCCUCCUGCCUGCCUCAAAAGUGGAAGCAGACAAGAGACGGGAAGAACAGAGGGAGUUCGGAGUCUUCUUCGACGACGACUACGAUUACCUGCAGCACCUGAAGGAGGCGUCCGCCCCGGCUGAGCUGGUGGCGGCCGGUGGACCCUCGUUCGCCAACAGAGAACUCCUCCACGAUGAAGACGAGGAGGAGGAGGAGGAGGAGGAGGAGGAGGAGAGAGGCACGAAGAAGGACGUUCCUGCCGCCACCAUCAACCUGCCGUCCUCUGUGUUCGCCUCAGAGUUUGAAGAGGAGGUUGGACUUCUGAACAAAGCCGCUCCCAUUUCAGGCCCCCGGCUGGACAUGGACCCCGACAUUGUGGCCGCUCUGGAUGAAGACUUUGACUACGACGACCCCGACAACCUCCUGGAGGACGACUUCAUCGUGAAAGCAAACUGCGCCGCUGGAGCUCCGGGCGCAGAAGGAGACGACGACGACGACGAUGAAUGGGAGGAUACAGACGAGGAGGAAGGCGACUUUGACUCAGAGGGCGGUUUCUCGGGUGACGAGGACAUGGACGGGGACAUGACCCGCGGCCGAGAGUUCCUCUUCAUGGACGAGGAGACGAAGAGUCGCUUCACGGAGUACUCUCUGACCUCGUCCGUGAUGAGGAGGAACGAGCAGCUCAGUCUGCUGGACGACCGCUUCGAAAAGUUCUACGAACAGUUCGACGACGACGAGAUCGGAGCCCUGGACAACGCUGAGCUGGAGGGCUUCAUCGAACCGGACAGCGCUCGCCUGGAGGAGGUCAUCAAAGACUACUUCAGACAGAAGGAGAAAGAGUCCCUGAGGCCUGAAGAUCUGGGUCCUAAAGAGCUUCCUGUCCUGAAGGAGGAGGAGGAAGACGAGGAGGAGGAAGAGAUGGAAACUGUUGUUAUGGGGGCUCCAGAUGAGAAGUGGGACUGUGAAACCAUCAUCAGUACAUAUUCCAACAUAUACAACAGACCCAAAGUCAUAGAAGAACCGACAAAGUCGAAGCCGAUCCGUGUGUCCACUAAGACGGGCAUCCCGCUGGACGUCCUCCCCUCCAGGGGGAUGACGGCGAAGCAGGAGGAGCGCAUGACGAGGAUCAACGACUCGGACCUGCCCCGCGUCUCCACCCUGCCCCGAAACAAAGAGGAGAGCAAAGAGGAGAGGAGGGCGAGGAAGCAGGCCGUCAAGGAGGAGAGGAAGGAGAGGAGAGUCGAGAAGAAAGCCAACAAGAUGGCGUUCAAGGAAGAGAAAGUCCGGCAGGAGAAGCAAAUGUUGAGCCUGAGGACAAACGUUCAAGGCCUGAAGCUUUAGUAGCCGACCGUCGGCUCGGACUCUUUACCCGUGGACGGUGGUUUCGUUGCUGCUCUUCAGUUCGGUGGAGCAGGAUGAGAAACGAGCCCGAGAAAGAGGACUCGACUCCACUGGAAAUAAAAUAAAAAAUUUUAAAAAAAAGGUGGAGAAGGAGAGCAGCUCAGGACGCCGAGCUCUAACAACAACACCAGCUGUGGACCGAAAACCAGUUUAUCUAAAGUUGCGAUCAGACCUCAGUUUAAAAUCAGCUUUGACACCUGUGAACUAUUUAUUUUCUCAAACAGUUGCACAUUCAUAAACAACACCCAGAGAACAUUUAGGUAAACGCACUCGUUUGUGUUCUUUCUUGCUGAGUUGCUGCGUUCUCUGCCUGUGUGUGUGUGUGUGUGUGUGUGUGUGUGUGUGUGUGUGUGUGUGUGUGUGUGUGUGUGUGUGUGUGUGUGUGUGUGUGUGUGUGUUUUUUUAAAUAAAUAGAAAUGAGACGUAAUGUGUUUAUUUGUGAGCUUUAAGAUCCAUUGACUUCUAUCAAAACAUACGUUUCUUAUUUUGGUUUUUCUAUAUUCAAAGACUAAACUAAUUGCACCAUCCCUCUACGUGGUUACCUGUGCAACCUUUUGACCGUGGCACAGGUGCUUAAAUUCAGGGAUUAAGUAUUGAGAAGCCGAUUACUGUUUAACGGUCAGUGAACUCAACUGUAGUGUGACUCAUCAGGACUGGAAAGGCGUGUUUUGCUCAGUUUAAAAAGAUUGAGCCUGGCAAGAAAACCUGGCAAGAAAUCGACUAUUUCCAAAUGUUUUUCUGCCUACGUUGCAUUCUGCUGGUGGUUUUUCAUGUUAAAACAGAUGAAUCACAAAUAAUGGCUUUUGUGUCUCUUGGCUCGAAGCAGAAUUAUUGCACAUCCUUAAAACAUUUUUCCAGCUCAUUUUAGUUCAGGUGGAAAAGAACCAGAAUGAACAUGAGUUAACUACUAUUGCAAAACAUGUAAACUGGAAAUUUCCUUAAGUCAUUUCUGCAAUUUCUGGUUUAGUUCUGUCAGUUUUGAGUUAUGGCCACGCGUUUACUAAAGGUUUGUGUCAACCCUUUCUGGUUGACCUAUUACAUCUUAUAAUAAACAACUGGAGUCAGUCAUGUGUCAGACCGGCAUUUAAACAACAACAACCAGAAGGAUAAUAGUACAACUUUUUAAUCUUGUACGUAAUUUGCUCACUGCUUUUGGUUCAGGUAAGAUGGCGCCAUCCCUCAGACGGUACUUCUACCUUCUUAUUCUUCUGCGACCUUUUUUCUUGGAUGUUUUUUCUGUUCUGGGUUCACAGGCCAGCGCUUUGGUUGUGAAGCAUACGCACACACACUGUCUAGUCAAAGUCUGAUUAAGGCGUAUACAUGCCGGAGAAAAUCAAUUUCCAAUCUCAUUAUCUGGGCGUCUUAAUCAGAUAAGGAGAAUUCAGAUUUUAUAAACAGAAACUUAAUUGUCCAGUUAAAGUCGAAUUAAGGCAAUAACUCGUUUUUUUUUUUUCUCUCUCGUGCAUGUAAACGUACUGUGUAUAUCCCUAAAAAUCUUCAUCUUUUCCAGCAAUAUUGAAGAGGUUUGUGUUUAAAGGGCUCUGGUGUAAAACAAAACACAGGUUUAUUCCCCUGUAUAUUCUAUAUAACUUGAUCUCAAGUUAAAACUUUAACCACAUAACUUGGAGUUAAUAAAUUGAUACGAUUUGUCUGUUUAUUAAAAAACAAAUCUUUCUUCA
Messenger RNA from Mugil cephalus (flathead mullet), 3360 nucleotides. It is a transcript of the gene ltv1, whose product is annotated as LTV1 ribosome biogenesis factor. The coding region runs from base 185 to 1621 and encodes 478 amino acids. NCBI's taxonomy places the organism in Eukaryota, Metazoa, Chordata, Actinopteri, Mugiliformes, Mugilidae. Gene Ontology annotation, biological process: ribosomal small subunit biogenesis; ribosomal small subunit export from nucleus. Gene Ontology annotation, cellular component: preribosome, small subunit precursor; cytosol; nucleus. The transcript is spliced from 11 exons. The record is from RefSeq and is a predicted model, not a curated record.